Tupaia belangeri chinensis (Chinese tree shrew) is the source of this 3064-nucleotide messenger RNA. It is a transcript of the gene WDCP, whose product is annotated as WD repeat and coiled coil containing. The record is from RefSeq and is a predicted model, not a curated record. NCBI's taxonomy places the organism in Eukaryota, Metazoa, Chordata, Mammalia, Scandentia, Tupaiidae. Gene Ontology annotation, molecular function: kinase binding. The transcript is spliced from 4 exons. Bases 65 to 2218 code for a protein of 717 amino acids.
GGCGAUGCUUCCGGUAGCUGCAGCGGGCGCUUGAUCCACUGUCAGAUAACUUUUGUGAGAAAGUAUGGAGUUGGGAAAAGGGAAACUGCUCAGGACUGGACUAAAUAUAUUGUAUCAAGCAAUACACCCAACUCAUGGCCUGGCCUGGACUGAUGGGAGUCAGGUAGUGUUGACUGAUUUACAGCUUCACAGCGGAGAGGCCCAGUUUGGGGACUCCAAAGUCAUUGGACAGUUUGAACACGUCUGUGCCCUGUCCUGGGCGCCCCCUGGUACAGCUGACACACCUGCUCUGCUUGCUGUCCAGCACAAGAAGCAUGUCACUGUAUGGCAGAUGUGUCUCAGCACUACGGAAACAAGCAAAUGGCUGAUGUCUCAGACCUGUGAGAUUAGAGAAUCACUCUCUGUCCUUCCCCAGGGCUGUGUGUGGCACCCAAAAAAUGCUAUCCUGGCUGUGCUGACUGCACAGAAUGUCUCUGUUUUCCCUAAUGUACACCGUGACAGUUCUCAGGUAAAAGUGGACAUCAAUGCUCAGUACCGCAUUCACUGUGCAUCUUGGACUCAGGAUGGCCAGAGGCUGGUGGUGGCAGUAGGCAGCAGCCUGCACUCUUAUAUCUGGGACAGUGCUCAGAAGGCCCUGCACAGGUGCUCCUUUUGCCCAGUGUUUGAUGUGGUCAGCUCCAUCAGUGCCAUCCGAGCCACUGUGGACUCACAGGUUGCCAUAGCCACAGAGCUUCCACUAGCUAAGAUUUGUGGUUUAAAUGAAUCUGAAACCUUUGAUAAUCCCCUCAAUGGUGAAGAUACUUGUCCAUGUACUUUACCAAUUAUUGAUGAGCUACCUUCUGUGGAUAAGGGGGCAAUUACUUCCGAAACAAAUUCUGAAGAAUCAGUUUCUCCUCCCGUUUCUUCUUACUAUUCAGAUCCGCUGGAUCUAACUCACAUACAUUUCAAUCGACAGAAGUCUGAGGGUAGUUCUCUUAUUUGUCUAAGAAAAAAGGACUACUUGACAGGAACUGGCCAGGAUUCUUCUCAUUUGGUCCUUGUGACCUUUAAGAAAGCAGUUACCACGACCAAAAAAGUCACCAUUCCAGGCAUUCUGGUUCCUGAUCUAAUAGCAUUUAACCUUAAAGCCCAGGUAGUGGCAGUGGCUUCCAAUACUUGUAAUAGCAUUUUGAUCUAUUCUGUCUUUCCAUCUUCUAUGCCAAACAUACAACAGAUUCAGUUAGAGAGUAGUGAAAGACCGAAAGGCAUAUGUUUCUUGACAGACAAAUUAUUAUUAAUUUUAGUGGGAAAACAAAAGUCUGCAGAUACAGCAUUUCUUCCUUCUUCAGAGACUGAGCAGUAUGUCAUCCGCUUGAUUGUGAGAGAAGUAAUGUUGGAAGAAGAAUCUUCAAUAAUGUUGGAUGAAAGCCAAAGUGCCUACCCUCCCUUCAGUGUUCUUUUAAACAAAAUGAAUAGAAAAAAGUUACCUAAAAGUUUUUCCCCAGAUUUUUGUCACCAAAACAAAGGGUUCUUGUUAACAGCUAACACCGGUAGUCAGAAUGAAAGGCCUGGAAGAACCAUGAUUAAAGAAAUCAAAAGUCCUCCAUCUAGUAGCUGUGAUGGUUCCACUGCAACAGAAAUACUUCAUAAGCCUGGCUGGGUCUGGGCAACAGAGUUCAGAACACCAGAUGACACCAGCACAAUGGAACCUCCUCAUUUGCCUCAAAGAAGGAACUUACAAGGGGAAAAGGAAACUUACCAGCUUUCUAAGGAACUGGAAAUUUUAUCCAAAAACCUGAUCGAAAUGCAACAACGUCUUUCUGAACUCACAGACUUUCUACAUAAUGAGAAGAAGUUCUCUCCAGCAUAUCCACUCUCUCAAGAUCUGCCUUAUGUUCACAUCAUUUAUCAGAAACCUUAUUAUAUAGGUCCUGUUGACAAGAGAGCGGUGCUUCUCUGUGAUGGGAAACUAAGACUCAGUACAGUUCAGCAGACUUUCGGCCUCUCUCUCAUUGAAAUGCUACAUGGCUCCCACUGGAUCCUCCUUUCUGCUGACAGUGAGGGCUUUAUCCCAUUAAUUUUCACGGCUGCACAGGAAAUAAUCAUCAGAGAUGGCAGCCUGUCCAGGUCAGCUGUCUUCAAUGACUCCCUUUCUCACAGUCUGGAUCCUGUUUCUUCUAAAGUCUUAAGAGACCUAACUGCCCAAAGUUCAGGUACCACUGGCCGUUCUCCUAUGUAGACAGUUUUGUAGAAUAUCUUCUGCAUAGCUUUUCAGAUGAGACCAUGCAAGCAAGGUCUGCUUUCCACUGUGGACUGUCACCAGUGCAGUUUACGCCAUCACUUGGAGACAGUGCUUGUCUUAGUGGUUCUACCUCUUUUUCCCUUUCUCCUGGGCUGAGACCCACUGCUCUGUACCAGAGCUCAGUCUUUGUUACAUGGCUCAGAAAGUGGUUGUUGAUGUAUUCGUGGAUCUGUGGUUUUGUCUAAGGGCAGAAUUCCCAGAACAAAACAAUGGUGUGGUACCAUAUGGAUUGUGUUUUAUGGUUUCUCUGAGACUUUCUGUUCCUUGCCCAAAGCUGUGUUAAAGCUGUCUUAGGAGCACUUAGAAGAUACCUCUGCAUUGUUACAGAUCUUUCUCUUGGCUUGAAGAUGAGAGUAAGGAGCACUGCUGGAGAGCAUAUGCUCCAGCAUAUCUUAUAAAAUCUCAAACCACCAGAAAUCAGUAGAACUAAAGGAAGACAAAAACAAUUGACUUGAUUCCAGGGCUACCUGGAAAAGAAAGAGUUCUGAAGUUAGCCAGACCUCCCAGGAUUUAAACCUAACCCUUGUGGCUUUAAAAACAUUAUGACCAACAAAGGUCAAGAUACCUCUAAAAAAUGUAAAAACUGGCCCUGGACAAGUUAUGAAUGAAAUAUGAUUUGGCCCUUCUGGACUUCCUGAACUUGUAAUGAUCUUAUUAUUACAAUCUCAAGCACAGACCAGGUCCAAAGCAUGAUACUGUGCUACUGUCACUCAUAAUUUUCUUCCAGAAAUACUUUCUAAAAAAUAAAUAAUAAAAAUGAUCUAUUUUUCUCUCAGUAGUCAA